Molecule: messenger RNA, 2931 nt
Organism: Centropristis striata (black sea bass)
Lineage: Eukaryota; Metazoa; Chordata; Actinopteri; Perciformes; Serranidae
Product: palmitoyltransferase ZDHHC7-like
Exons: 7
Coding region: 547-1461 (304 amino acids)
Biological process (GO): protein targeting to membrane; peptidyl-L-cysteine S-palmitoylation
Cellular component (GO): Golgi apparatus; endoplasmic reticulum
Molecular function (GO): protein-cysteine S-palmitoyltransferase activity
Source: RefSeq, a predicted model, not a curated record
CAUGAUAAUCGUAAAGAAUAUUAUGUAUUGCUGUAGAUUAAACUACCUACCUACCAGAAAACUCGAGCAUAAAGAGUUACUUUAUGUGUGGAGAAAAUCCUCCUACUUCUUCAGCUAAAUAAUCUCUUUAAAAACCAUCUUGGAUCAUUUUAAAAGAGGUAAAAUUAGCACAACUAUAAGCAUCUACAGCAGUAAAAUGAAUCCAAAAUCAUCAUAUAUAGUAGUAAAACACUGACAUGGAACAUUUAACUCCACAAUCAGUACUUUUUUCAAUUCUAAGUACAUUUUGCGGAUUAUAUUUGCACACUUUUACUUAUCUAAGGCUUUGAAUGCAGGACUUUUACUUGUAGCAUUUUUACAAUGUGGUAUUACAGUCGUACUUUUUCUUCAGUAAAGGAUCUGAAUACUUGUUCCACCAAAGCUUGAGCUUUUUUCUCUGUUGUCCACAGCGAUGUGACGCAGACACAAAACAGCUUGUGACUCCAUGGAGCAACUGGAGGAGAGGGCAUAGUGCUUUCAAGCAGAGGCAUUUUUAAUUAGGGCACAAUGUCCUCAGGCCACAGGCUGAGGGACGUGGAGCAGCAGCGCCCCCUGCUGGAUGGGGAGGAUGUUGCAGAGAGGAAUUCCCGCAGCGAGGAGAAGCAACUGUGGUUCAUCCAGGACUGCUGCGGCAUGGUUUGUGCCUUCAUCACCUGGUUCCUGGUCUUCUUCGCUGACUUUGUGGUCACCUUCGUCAUGCUGCUGCCCUCCAGGAGCUUCUGGUACGCCGUGGUCAACGGCGUCGUCUUCAACAGCCUGGCUGUGCUGGCGCUGGCCUCCCACCUCCGCACCAUGCUGACCGACCCGGGAGCCGUUCCUAAAGGAAACGCCACUAAAAAGUACAUGGAGAGUCUGCAGCUGAAGCCAGGCGAGGUCAUCUACAAAUGUCCAAAAUGCUGCAGCAUCAAACCCGAGAGGGCUCAUCACUGCAGUAUCUGUAAGCGCUGCAUCCGCAAGAUGGACCACCACUGUCCCUGGGUCAACAACUGUGUCGGAGAGAAGAACCAGCGCUUCUUCGUCCUCUUCACCAUGUACAUCGCUAUGAUCUCCAGUCACGCUUUGGCUCUCUGUGGGUACCAGUUCAUCACCUGCAUCAGAGUCCAGUGGAGCGAGUGCAGUGAUUUCUCUCCUCCGGUGACGAUGAUGCUGAUGAUUUUCCUCUGCAUGGAAGCCCUCCUCUUCUUCACCUUCACAGCUGUAAUGUUCAGCACUCAGCUCCACUCCAUCUGCAAUGACGAGACGGAAAUCGAGCGUCUGAAGAACGAGAAGCCGACGUGGGAGCGUCAGACUCGCUGGGCGGGGCUGCGCUCGGUGUUUGGAGGUCAACCGUCCCUGUUGUGGAUCAGCCCCUUCGCUGGACUCCAACUACCAACCCUUCUCUCCAGACGUAGCUGGAAGGGCGGGGCAGAGUUCUCCGUUUGACCCGCUGUUAUUCCAGCACUGCACAGUGGAGUGAAUUAUUACCAAACCACCACAGCGAUGGUGUUUCAUGGUGGUGAUGAACCUGCAGCUGGGUUCACAGAGCAAUAUCCUUGAAGCUGUUACUGAUCCGGAGAAACCAGAUUCAGACUCUGCCGCAGGGCCCAUGAGGAAGAAGCUUGGUCUCCAUCUCUAAUGCUUGACCUCUGACCUUCCUGUGAGGUGGAGGAGCAUCAUCCCUGCUGGGAGAAAUUAAAGAUCAGACUGACUGGAGGCCGGUGCUGCUGCUGGAUGUGUGGAGAACCUUUAGAAGAGUUUCCUCCACAUGAAUCUGACAACUGAUUCAGAGUUGAAUGUGUUCAUUUAGAUGCUGAAUCUUCUCAGAGCUAUACCAGAAAUUAAUAUUUGACCAACAAUCAUACGAACCUCUGCAGUGACUAAAUAACGAUUCUCCAAAUCCACGGUUCCGCUCAGACCUCGACUUUUGGGCCGCAGUUUGGUUUAUACUUUGUUUUGUUUAGAUGAAUGGUUUGUUGAAAAAAAACAGUGAAACAUAUUUUAGGUUUUUGUUAAAUCAACUACAAGAACACUAAUGAAGACUCAGGUAGAUUCACUUCAUAAAUUAACUUCAAAGACUAAAAAGAGAGGACAAAUCUGCAAAUUUACAGUGUAUAAUUGUCCAUUUGUAAACUUAGAAAUCAGACACAUAUUUUUGUCCACAAAAUCAAAGACAAAUUAAAUAAUAAGAUGCGUCAACAGCUGUUGGAGGGACAUUAACAAAACACAUGGCACAUUUUAACUCCAGCGGCAGAUAUUAUGGAUGGUGACUCAUGGCUAACAGUUGAAUAUCCUGAUCUCAGAUGUUUUCUUUGUGCCUGGAGGUGCUUCAGCUGUUCACAAGCACCUUUACUGCACCUCCUCCUUUAUACCGCUCCUCCCGAGGUCUCCGUCCGCCCGCACUGACGAGACCGGUGACGGAACUGUGACGUGAGCUCCGUUUCUUCUGUCUGUGGAAGUUGAUCUGCAAAUGAAGUAUUAUACAAGUAUUAUAAUGAUUACUUUUUUUCCUUUCUGUUUAUUUUAAACUACAUCAAAUAUUUAAAGCUGUCCUGUUGAGUUUUCCCGCAAACAAACAAAAGUUCAGUGUUUCUCACUAAGACUCAUUCUAUGGACUCGAAAGUGUUGAAUUAAUUCCUUUCCCCAUAAAACAUUUGAGUAUUUUAUCACAGUUUAGAACUACACCAGAACCUUUAAGAAAUCACGUUAUAAAAUUAAAAGCAUGUAAAAAAAAUCCUACCAAUCACCAUUUACUUCAGCAUUUUUCUCCCUUUUUUACAUUUUUUAAUGAUUCUUUCUAAACCCCAAUGAUAAAAUGAUAUUUUCAAUCCCACAUUUCUCUUUAAAUCAAACGUUUUUUCCUUAAAACACAUUGGGGUUUUUAAGUGGAUGUUGUGUUUGAACUCUCAUCCAAAA